AGAAGAUGUUUUGCUGCCAACAUGAAAAAACUGAAAGUUACUGUUGAUGAAAAACACAGAAUGCUUAAAACGCAUACGACAUUAAUAUAUUUUAUGCUGUUAUUAUUUUUCAAAAUGGCGAGUUCCAGAGAUAGCAUACUAGCCCACCAGCUUAAGCUGAGUUCAAGCCUCACAUGUCGUCUCAUUGGGGGCUUAACCAGAGAACAGAGAACUGUGUGCCACAGUUCUCCCGACACCGCAGCCAUAGCUUUCGAAGGUCUACAAAUGGCAGUCAAAGAAUGUCAGCACCAAUUCCGCUGGCACAGAUGGAACUGCUCUAGUCUAUUAACAAAAAGUUCCAAUCCUCAUUCCAGUGGAAUUAUGAAAAGAGGUUUCCGCGAAACGGCAUUCCUAUAUGCUUUAACAGCAGCGGGAGUGGCACACUCUAUUGCACGCGCCUGCGCUCAAGGUCGCCUGCUCUCUUGUGGCUGCGACCCUCUCGGGUACCGUGCCUCCCAUGACCGAGGGCGAGCUCGGGCGAACAAGUGGGAAUGGAGCGGUUGCUCCCAUAACUUGGCAUAUGGUGUCGAAUUCUCCAAGAAGUUCCUGGACGUUCGAGAGCAAGUUGACGAUCUGCAGUCGAAGAUCAACGUACAUAACAACAAUGCUGGGAGAUCUAUAUUAGCAUCUCACAUGGAGGUACGCUGUAAAUGUCAUGGUCUUUCCGGGAGCUGUCAAUUGCGAACGUGCUGGCGGGCCGCACCAGACUUCAGGGUUGUGGCUUCGAGUAUCAAACGACAAUACCGAAAGGCACUCAUCGUGGCCCAAGAAGAGUUAAACAACGAUCCGUCAGUACUUCGCGGUCGACCGCGAGGUAGAAGGCGAAGUCGAGCGAGACCAGCGCCGAAGACAAGCUUGCUGUUCUUAGAAAAAUCACCUAGUUUUUGCGAAGUAGAUACAAAAAUGGACUGCGCUGGUACAUCAGGACGCGUAUGCCGCAUCGGCAGGACGUCCCGGACUGGUUCAUGCGACUUACUGUGCUGCGGGCGAGGGCACGCACUCAUUAGGAAGUCCAGCAUCAAACCUUGCAACUGCACCUUCCACUGGUGCUGCAGAGUCGACUGUCAGAAGUGCCAGGACGACAAAUGGGUUGCCAUAUGCAAAUAA
Nymphalis io (European peacock) is the source of this 1146-nucleotide messenger RNA. It is a transcript of the gene Wnt10, whose product is annotated as protein Wnt-10a. Gene Ontology annotation, biological process: multicellular organism development; canonical Wnt signaling pathway; neuron differentiation. The record is from RefSeq and is a predicted model, not a curated record. Gene Ontology annotation, molecular function: frizzled binding; cytokine activity. The coding region runs from base 22 to 1146 and encodes 374 amino acids. The transcript is spliced from 6 exons. NCBI's taxonomy places the organism in Eukaryota, Metazoa, Arthropoda, Insecta, Lepidoptera, Nymphalidae. Gene Ontology annotation, cellular component: extracellular region.